Messenger RNA from Stylonychia lemnae, 1449 nucleotides. Lineage: Eukaryota; Ciliophora; Spirotrichea; Sporadotrichida; Oxytrichidae. The record is from the annotation of a GenBank genome assembly.
AUGUUUAGGCCUUAUCAUAAAAGCCUUCCAAAAGUAAGAUUUGAAGACAGAAUUGAAUAACUACACUCCUAUAAAAUUCCAUUAUGUAAAGCCUUGCAUAUCAGAGAGAUAAUAGAUAACUAAUUCAUUUUGGUCGCUUUUGAUAUCUAAGUGAGCAAUACUGAAAAGAAAAUAAAAAAAGAAACAAAGCUGCUUAAAAUCCACGAGAAUGAGAAGAUUGAGGAAUUUUAUGAUUUUACAGCAAAUGGAUAUUCUGUUUCUAAGGCAAUCAUGAUUGGGUAGAGAUACCUAGUCUUUAUCAAUAAUGAGACUUAACUUAUCGUUCUAGAUAAUAAAGACUUUAAUAGUUCUGUUGGAAAAUAUGAUCUUAUAGGCUGUAGUAACAUAAAACUUAUUCCUUUAAAGAAAUCUUACUUCAUGGCUAUUUCUUUAAAAUACCAACUAUUCAAGUUUGAGUACCCAACUAUAAGGAAGCCACACAGAGAUUUCAGAUUAAGAUUAGUGAAAGAGAUGUUGUGCUUCGAUUUCUAAAUAACAACACUAAAAUUUCUUAGGUUCAAACAGCAAGAAUGUACCAUAGCUAAAUAAUCUAUGAUAAUAGAGCAUAAAGAUUAGAAAGAUAAGUAGGUUUGCUUGUUGAGAGCUAAUUUCAAGACUAAAAAGGUACAGAAAAUAAGGUAUAUACUAAAAGGUCUAAAAAUUUACGACAUAAUAAAGAUAAGAGGUUCUAAAUAUAUCUAUAUUGCUAUUGUAAUAGGGGAUGGAGUUAAAACAAUUAUAGUUAAUAUAAAAAAGCAUAGCUACUAUGAAGUUUUCUGGCUUAAUGGGGCAACAAAGCUUAAUCUCAAUGGUGAUUAAUAAGAAUUAACUAAUAAUAAUGAUAUGCACCCUUAGAAUUAGGAUAAGAUUGACAUUGUAUUAGGACAUAAGUAAUAAAAUAAUGAGUCUAAAAGAGAGAUUAAGUUUGUCAGAUAUGAUUUAAGUGAUACUCAGUAUGAUGAGGGUUAAACUGUGCAAAAUGCUCUUGAUUUUAUCUCAGGUCUUGCUUAGUUCAGAGAAGAUUAGAAGAAGCCAAAGUAAGAUAGAAUGACUCAUAAGGAAGAUGAGAUAAUUUAGGAUCUAGUGGAUUAAUUCGAUUAUAAAAUGCAAAUAGACAAUUUCUCAGAUAAUUAAGUUGAUGAAACUGUGAAUUUAGAUUAGUUCAAGCCCAAAUUUGUAUCUAAAAAGAAUAGACAGAAAAAUUUAGUGAAUAAAAAAGAUAAUGACAUUUUGAUGAAUGAGGUGUAAUUAAAACCUAGUAAAAAUGUGAUGUUAGAAUACGAUUAAGAAGUUCUUGAAUAGUCUGACAAAAACUAUAAUUUAGAUAGUGAUAAUGUAAGUAUGAGCAGUUAAGGCAUCAAGUUUGGUAGAAGGACUAAAACAAACAAGAUAAGAAGUAGCCAAGACUGA